Molecule: messenger RNA, 774 nt
Organism: Melospiza melodia melodia
Lineage: Eukaryota; Metazoa; Chordata; Aves; Passeriformes; Passerellidae
Gene: SPMIP4
Product: sperm microtubule inner protein 4
Cellular component (GO): centrosome
Source: RefSeq, a predicted model, not a curated record
AUGCAGCUUGGCUGGAUUCUAGGCCUUCCUACUGAACAAUACCAUGAUGUCACUCAGCUGGCAAAAAAAAAAAAAAGUUAUGUGUGUAUGAAUGAUGAACUAUCAUUGUGCCUGCCAUUUUCCCCCUCUUACCCCUACCCUACACACAUUUCUAGGCACACCAUGUUCCCAAACUUCAGAUCACUUGAGGGUUGAAACACUGGGAUCAAUUCAAGCAGUCAUCAAUCUUUCCAUCCCAGUAUCUCUAGCAAGACUUUUGACCUGGUUGUUCUGAGGAAGACCAGAGUGGUCAAGAUAGUGGCCCCUAACCCCAUUUAAGAGCUCAAAUAUAACUUUUCUCCGAUUAUAACCAAUAUGCUACAAAACACUGAAAGGGCUCUGAAGAUCACAACAUACAGUCAGGUCUUCACAGGGCAAAACACUUCUGCUGGUCUGUCACAAGUGACACCUCCUGAGGGGUGAACUGCAUGCUUACUUCAAGGUGAACAUCCCCAUUAAUCAAUUCUGCAAAAACAACACUCCUUCAGAAGCCUUCACCCGUGGCAGCUUUCAGGAAGGCCCAAAUUUGAAGCCCUUCCAAAAUCUGCAUGUCUGCCUGCAUGGAGACCAGAGGAUGGGCCAAGAGAGAUAACACUGCCUGAAUGGAUCCCCAGCUGUGAAGUUCCCCAGCUCCAGACAGGGCUGAUGGAGCUGCAGCAUUCCCUCUCUAUGACAGCAGCACAAAAACAUGUACAUGAUUCUGUAAAAGGAGAGAGAGAAAAUCCUCACAGAUAA